CGGAGGUCCGAGGUGAUGUAGACACGUCCGAACGCCAUCCACCUGAAGACGAAGAGGAUGUUUUUGUGAUUUAAUUUCUUUUGAAGAUGUAGGCCGUUUUGAUUCUUGAUUUAAUUUGAUCCUUCUGAUCGAAGGUUCUUCUUUGAUAGUGUCCAUCUAUAUGCUUAACUGAAGAGCUAUCAAGGGAACACUGAGGAAGUUAAACAGUAGCUUUUGCAGUUUCUAUUUGGUCAGACGGGUAUAGCCACAUAUUUGCCAAGUAAUCACUUUUUUCAUUUUUUUUGUUUUACUCUCAACAACCUUAAAUCCAAUCUGCAAAGAGGAAGGAUAAGAUUUGAUAUUUUUUUGUUUGUGGCACAAAGGCUAUUUUACUGGUGGUGAGUCACUGUGCGUUCCCAUUUUAGAGUAGCUGUGUGCAGGGUGACUUUCUUGUAUAUCCUCGCAAAGACUCACAGGACGCCGGAGCAGGGAACAGGCGGCAGUGAACACGAAGUUCAGAGGUCAAACUCCACUUUCCAGCAGAAAGCAGGAGAGAGGCGGAGACAGUUGCAAAUCCCCGGACCGUGCCUCCUCAUCCUACUUCUUACCAGUACCGAUCCUUCAGGCUUCAGGUCCCAGCUUCCUGGUUCCUGUUUCUCGAGGAGGUCUGUAACAGAGUGGCCAUCCCCACCCUGUCUUGAUUCUGCUGAAUCUUCUGAACACCUCUGGACUUUGACCUGAGGAUCGUUGUUCUUGCCCGGUGUGUACCUGGUGCCCCCCAGAGAGGAAGGACCGGGGUUUGAGGACGUGACUGGCACCUGCAUCCGUCCUAUCUGUGGCCCCUCAGGAAUGUGAGCGUGUGUGUGUCCCUGGAAGUUUGUCGGACACUGGAGCCGGGCCUGCGGACCGUCAAUGACACACACACGGCUUUAGAGGACCACGGGGCUCCAAGCACUCACACACACACACACACACACACGUGAAAGGAAGCUGAGCCAUGGAGUGCUCAUCUGUUCAGACAGAGAUACCUUGUAUCCAUGACAACCUGACGGUGGAGGAGAAUCCUGUCUUGAUAUCUUCAUUUAUAGUGGAGCAAGAAGUAGACAGCCCUGAUGGAGGAGGUUAUGACAUUGCGAACAACGCAGUGAUUCCCACACCGGGACCACAGAACCACAGGCCUCAGAAUGCAUCACUGCAACAUAGCUGGGAGAUGAAUUACCAAGAAGCAGCUAUCUACCUGCAGGAAGGAGAGAACAAUGACAAGUUCUUCACACACCCGCGGAGCCCCAAAGCGCUGGCUGCUUACCUGUUUGCCCACAACCACCUGUUCUACAUGAUGGAGCUCCUCACUGGUCUGCUGCUCAUGGUGCUGUCGCUGUGCGAGGCCCCCGCCGUCCCCUCGUUACGGCUCGACGUCUACGUCCACGCCACGUUGGAGCUGCUGGCCCUGGUCAUGGUGGCCUUUGAGCUCUGCAUGAAGCUGCGCUGGCUCGGCUUCCACACCUUCAUACGCCACAAGAGGACCAUGGUGAAGACGUGUGUGUUGCUGCUCCAGUUCGUGGAGGCCAUAGUGGUUCUGAUCCGCCAGACGUCUCACCUCCGCGUUACCCGGGCUCUCAGACCCAUCUUCCUGGUGGACUGCAGAUACUGUGGCGCUGUCCGCAGAAACCUGCGUCAGAUCUUCCAGUCCCUCCCACCUUUUAUUGACAUUCUGCUGCUGCUACUCUUCUUCAUGGUUAUCUUUGCUAUCCUGGGUUUCUGUCUGUUCUCCCCAAACACUGCUGAUCCGUACUUUAGCACUCUGGAGAACAGCAUCGUCAGUCUGUUUGUACUCCUGACCACAGCGAAUUUUCCGGACGUUAUGAUGCCGGCGUACUCCAGGAACCGCUGGUCCUGCGUCUUCUUCAUAGUCUACCUCUCCAUAGAGCUGUACUUCAUCAUGAACCUGCUCCUAGCUGUGGUGUUUGACACCUUUAACGGAGUGGAAAAGAUGAAGUUCAAAUCCCUUCUGCUCCACAAGCGCUCCGCCAUCGACCACGCCUUUCAACUAUUGGUCAGCCGGCAGAGGCCGAUGGGUGUGUCGCUGAAGCAGUUUGACGGUCUGAUGCGUUUCUACAGACCACGAAUGUCUGCCAGGGACCGCUUCCUUACCUAUAAGGCCCUGAACAAUGCUGGGGCACCUAUGCUCAGCCUGGAUGACUUCUACAAGUUCUAUGAGGUCAUCGGACUCAAGUGGAAGGCACGGCGGAGUGGGGAGCACUGGUUCGAUGACCUUCCAAACACCACCUUUCUCAUUUUCAAAGGCAUCAACAUGCUGGUGAAGUCGAAGGCCUUCCAGUACACUAUGUAUGUGGUGGUGGCUUUCAACGGUGUGUGGAUCCUAGUGGAAACCUACAUGCUGAACAGUGGAUACUCCUGGGCCCGUGCCGUCCCCUUGAGUUACAUUAUCUUCCUCACCAUCUAUGGUGUGGAGGUCCUACUGAAGAUCACAGGCCUGGGACCCAUGGCCUACUUCAGCUCUGGCUGGAACCUGUUUGACUUCUCCGUCACGGUGUUCGCCUUUCUGGGCUUGAUUGCUCUGGCCUUCGACAUGGAGCCUUUCUACUUCAUUGUGGUGCUCAGGCCACUGCAGCUCCUCAGGCUGUUUAAGAUCAAACAGAGGUACCGAAACGUGUUGGACACCAUGUUUGAACUCUUCCCCAGGAUGGCCAGCCUGGGACUGACCCUCAUCAUCUUCUACUACUCCUUCGCCAUCGUGGGGAUGGAGUUCUUCGCUGAUGUUGUCUUCCCAAACUGCUGCAACACCAGCACGGUAGCAGACUCCUACAGACAGAUCAAUGUCACCGUGGGCAACAAGACGGUCCUGGAGGAAGGCUACUACUAUCUCAACAACUUCAAUAAUAUUCUCAGCAGCUUCGUUACUCUGUUUGAGCUGACGGUGGUCAAUAACUGGUACAUCACCAUGGAAGGAGUGACGUCCAUGACCACUCACUGGAGUCGUCUCUACUUCAUGACCUUCUAUAUUGUUACCAUGGUGGUGAUGACCAUCAUCGUGGCGUUCAUCCUGGACGCGUUUGUGUUCCGUAUGAACUACAGUCGCAAGAACAGGGAGCCUGUGGAGGACCCGGAGGAUGAGAAUGGUAUCGUGUUUGAGGCGGAGGUGAGUCGUGACGAGGCUCUGACCACUCUGGAGCUGUACAAGCAGACCAGCCCUGGACUGUCCUCCCUCAACUCUCUACAGGGAGUCCUGCUGGCCAUGGACCGCAGCGGGCACUUGUCUCUGGUGUACCUGGGGCGGAGGUCCAGGACCAAGAGUGACCUCAGCAUGAAGAUGUACGAGGAGGAGAUCCAGGAGUGGUAUGCUGAGUACUCUAGAGAGAACCUGCCGCAGACAGACUGUAUGGUGGAGAGACCGCUGGAGAGACAGGUGGAGAGCCCUGGCCCGUCGCCUUCACCUGAGCCCCAGCACAACGCCCUCACAGGGACUAUCAUCUAACAGACUCAGGUCUCCCACCUGUCUCCCCCCCUCCCCCUUCUCUCCUCGCACCCCAGCCACAGCCGCACGGCCUUUGGGUAAGGUGGAGAGGUAGGAACCACAGACUCUCCCCCCCCCUGCCUCCUCAUCUCCAGGUGGGGUGUCACCUACCUGACCAACAACCAAGGCCUCGGGGCUGCCCUGGCCUGCUACAGACCCCCCCCCCCCCCCCCCCCCC
Molecule: messenger RNA, 3692 nt
Organism: Hypomesus transpacificus
Lineage: Eukaryota; Metazoa; Chordata; Actinopteri; Osmeriformes; Osmeridae
Gene: tpcn1
Product: two pore segment channel 1
Exons: 27
Coding region: 977-3475 (832 amino acids)
Biological process (GO): transmembrane transport; monoatomic ion transport
Cellular component (GO): endosome membrane; lysosomal membrane
Molecular function (GO): monoatomic ion channel activity; voltage-gated channel activity
Source: RefSeq, a predicted model, not a curated record